AUGCUACAACCUGAUUCGUUGCCGCCUCCUCCGACCAUCUCACACCCCGGAGUGACGGCCACCGAUAUCACCGCCCGGUUCGCCUCUGCCGUGAAGACCUUGCCGCCUGGCGAGCUGGUAAGAGAUGACCAGUUCACGCUCUUCGACUCGGUCGCUGCUCUGGAGAUCAUGGAUUCCAAGAUGGACAGCGGCGUCUUGAAGGAAGGCGAGUCUCUCGACGAGGAGUAUGACGUCUCGCGCGAUCUGCUGCCGGAGGAAGUCCUUGGUAUCAUCGACCAAUUGCUUUGCCUCGAGAUGGCCUGGCAUCUCGGCUACCCGCUCUCCCAGAACCUCUUCACGAGCGUCUACGUCGAGGCUCUCAUGAACCCUCUUCCGACCCACGUUGAGGAGGCCGACUUCAUGAGAGAUUCUCUGGAUCACGAGAACCAGCCAAAACUUCUCUUCGUGCUGCGCGCCUACUGCCUUGGGCUUCUCAAAGCAUGCUACCAUGUCAAUGAGUUGGUAAAAGAUGAGCUGUAUUAUGAGGAGGAAGACUUUGUCACUAACACGUAUGAUCGCCAUCUGCUCGUCGGGAUACCAGACGAGUCCAUAAACAACGCGCUUCAGAAGGCCCGGAACGACCUUCGAUCCAUCAACCACGUUUCCAAGGACGUGGCUACGGCUCUUGACCUCCGGCUUGAGCUCCGACUGGCAUUUCUGAGGGCGAUUGACCUCUCCACCCUGCGAAAAGCCCACCCGGACUCGUUGAAGAUGCCCUGGAUCGAGAUGAAGGGCUUGCUUGAGCACAUCAAGAGGCAGCACCCGCUGGGGAAACCGGUUCCCGAGGCGUUCAGUACUAAGCUGCAGCGGAGGCUGGCCAGUACGAUGCCACCACGGCCUAUCGUCCAGCCCAGCUUCGAGGAAUGCUACGACCUUUUCAAGCGCUUCUUUCAGGACGGCAUCGACGUCAUGGAUGUCUUGAAGUAUUCCGAGCCACAGAGCCUCUUGACAUUUGUCUCGCUCUUUCAAGCGCGGAAACCCCAGCCCCUGGUUUACAACAGGGUCUUGCUUCAGAAUUUGCUUUUUAGAGAAAUGGUAGUUCUGGGCAACUAUAGCAUCCGACAGAUACUCGACCACGACCUCUCGAUCGUAGUCCUACCUUGCGCUCAGCAGAUAGACCCCGCUAACGAUAACAUCGAGAUGCCGAAUGACCCUCGCCACCGGGUGGCAAUCCAGAUGGAGAUGUUUCGACAGCGAGUGGCCGAGUGCUACUUGGAUGUCUUCAAAAUUUUCUGCCAAAAUAGAUGCAGAGUCCGACGGACGCUAUGCCACAGCAUCCAAGAAUGGGACAUACUCCAGGGAGAUGUCGAGGAGAUCGACCAGGAAAUCCAAGUUAUCCUCGACGAGAAGCCUCUCUCCCGGGACGGAGACGACGUCAAUCUAGACUACCCCCUACCCCUCUCGUCGUGGACAUACCUCUAUAAGCUCCGACAGAUGGAAUGGAUCGUUCAGCUCGGAUUCGAACUCGACAUCUACCAGCCGGACGAACUAGCCGGCAUGUAUUGGUACCUGAACUAUUUGGCUAAGACGCGCGCGCAGCACGGCGACCGCAUCAAGCGGUUUACGAUGCGUAGCUUGGACCAGGCACGCCACGGCGGCGGCGACUCGAGCGCCGCCAAGCGGCGACCGCAGCCAGCGCAAUAUACGACGGCCAAGGAGCGCGAAUACAUGACAUCGUUAGCGUACCUGCGCGUGACGAUGCUUGAUGCGGCGUGCACGUGGGAGUUCGCGGACGGGCUGUGCUGUUUAUACACGGCACUGGCGCGGUUAGGACUCGUGAAGCCACGGCCGCGGCCGUACGGGUCGGACGCGCUCCGAUACGAGCUCCGGAUGAAGCCGUUCCAGAACAUCGCCCUGCCGCAGCUGCCGACGUUGGAGGAGUUCACGCGCGCGGUUGUGCAGCCCAAGACGCCGCUGACGGACCUGCUCCGCUAUGCAGAAAACGCGGUCGGUGGCGCGCGGAAAGGGUACGAGGCCCUGGCUAAGCUGCCAGACACGCAGGCCUUCGCCGUCAACGCCCACGCGCGCUGGGUGGGCAACGUCCGCGACUGCCUGCGCGCGUCCAUCGCGGCCGGGAUAGCGGUGUCGACGCUGCAGCGGGCCGUCGAGAAGGUGAACAGCAGCAGCAACGGCGGCGGCGGCAGCGGCGGCGACGACGACGACGACGUCUUCUGCGACCAGGACGGCGACGCGAAGCCGAAGCUUAAGCUAAGGGUCGAGCUGCCGCCGUCGGGCAAGGGGUACCAUGACUGGUGGAUCGUACCCAAACUCGUCCCGACGGCGUAA
Durotheca rogersii is the source of this 2325-nucleotide messenger RNA. Its product is annotated as Mak10-domain-containing protein. The transcript is spliced from 6 exons. The coding region runs from base 1 to 2325 and encodes 774 amino acids. Gene Ontology annotation, biological process: N-terminal peptidyl-methionine acetylation. Gene Ontology annotation, cellular component: NatC complex. The record is from RefSeq and is a predicted model, not a curated record. Lineage: Eukaryota; Fungi; Ascomycota; Sordariomycetes; Xylariales; Xylariaceae.